UUCUUAUGUACUUACGCAUUCUUUCUUCACGUUUGGAUCACGUCUUCUGUAAUUACCUACCGUCUCUUGUUUCGCGAGUUCUUCAACCACGUCUCUUCUUUCGUGAUUAUUUUAUGUUUUGUGUAGGUCAUUCGCAAUUCUCUCACUCCUUUUCUCCUUUAAAAAGCACAUAAAAACUAUGCAAACAAAAAAGUCAUUUACACGUGCUGGGAAAUGAGCAGUAAGCUAUUACGCAAUUCGACAAUGGAUUCUUUGGGAAUCUUUAUAUUGCACAUUUAUCCAGUAUACUACCUUCUCUAGUCCGGUAAUUAAAAACAAUAAUGCGCCAAUAUGCAGUUUGUGAUACUAUUAAUUGUCUAAAACAGUCACCGGAAAGACGGUCAUCCCUUUGUUUGGAGUCAUCUACGCCCAUUAUUGUGUGUAACUCACAAUAAUUAAUAUCAGAAAAUACCUUAGUUAUCAGCUACCUAGAUAAUAAUCUUGUAGGUAGUACAUCAGGGGUGGCCAAACCUUUGAUUUGUGAUAAGUCUACUUGCGUUCAUAAAAAUCUUGUGAUCGAACGUUUUACAAGAGAGAAAUAAGUAAGAAAGUAUUUAUUAAAUAUAAUAGUUUCAAAAUUCGAAUUUUUUUUGUUAAUUUUUGGGUAGAUGUUUUGCACUGCACAUUCUCCACAAGAUUUUCAUACUGGGAGGUGUAAGAUGUAACUGUGAAUAUAGACUCGCAAAGAUCGGUAGAACCAAAAAAUGAUGUUAAGUAUAAACCUACCUCCCUUAGACACGGGAACUUUACAAAACUCAGGGCUUAAUGCCUAGCUUUAAAAAAUAUGUCUAAGUCAAAAAUAUGCCUUUGUAUAUUUGCACAUUUUUCUAAUUAAUUCAUUUAUCACGCGUGGGCUACCUUAAUUACCUUCGCGAUCUACUGGUAGACCACAGUCGACCUCUGGGUCACCCCUGUUGUACAUUGAUUUUAAAUUAGUUAAUUUCUGUUAUUACACGCUCCCACCAUAAUGAACACAAGCUGUUAUAUAAUUCCUUUUAACCUUCAGUUCUAUUAAAACGAUACAACAUGAAAGUUAUUAUCCUUCUAUUGUUAGUAAAAUCAGUGUUAAGUGCCAAUAUUUUGCAUAUUGUACCUCUGGGAACCCGAAGUCAUCAUAUAUGGAAUCGGGUUUUAGCGCUUGGAUUAGUUGAGAAGGGCCACAACGUCACCAUGAUCACUCAUACUAAAGAAAAAGGAAAAUUCGAAAACUUUCAUGUCAUUAUAUUAGAAGGUUUUUUUGAGAAAGUACACGACUCCUUCACUUUGGAUUUUCUAACCGAAACGAAUGAGUUUCUUGACGUAAAGAAAACCUAUGAUUUUUCACUAUAUUCGUGCGAACACGAUUUCUCCACAGAGGGUUUCAGAACAAUAUUGAAUUACCCUAAGGAUUUUAUUUUUGACCUGAUAAUUAUCGAUAUUACCCUGGGGCAAUGUUUCUACCCGUUAAUUGAACGAUUCGGUAAUCCGCCAAUAGUGGCAGUUACACCUUUCAAGUUACCUCCUGUUUUCUCCCACGUUUUUGGAAACCCUUUGCAAGCUGCGUUCGUGCCUUUCUAUAGUACAAAUUACUUAGAUAGGAUGUCCUUUCUACAGAGAAUUAAGAAUUUUGUUCUUACACACUUUGAAGUGUUUUACCGAAAAUACUUUGGCUUGCCCGCCGAGUACAAAUUGGCAAAAAAGUAUUUUGCAGAAGAUAUUCGUCCAUUCGAGGAGGUCGAGAGGAAUAUGUCGAUAUUGAUAACUAGCUAUGAUCCAAUAUUAGAUUUUCCUAUGGCUUUGCCACCGAAUAUAAUACCGGCAGGAGGGCUACAUGUACAACCCGUCAAACCACUACCAGAUGAUCUGAAAAGAAUUGUAGACGACGCAAAACAUGGUUUAAUAGUAUUUACGUUAGGGAGCUAUUUAAGAUCAGACGAUCUUAGCAGCACGAAAAAGUCAGCAAUAUUAAACGCUUUUGCCAAACUUCCUCAGACGAUAUUUUGGAAAUUUGAGAGUGAAAUAGAGAAUUGCCCAAAAAAUGUGAUUGUCCGAAAAUGGUUACCACAGAAUGACCUUUUAGGUAAUCCCAAAGCUAAAUUGCUCAUCACUCAUGGAGGGGCAUUGAGCACUCAAGAAGCGAUGCACCAUGGAGUGCCGCUCAUCGUUAUACCUUUUUUUAUAGAUCAGCACGCUAACGGGGAAAAGCUUGUUGACCGAAAUAUGGGCAAAGUAUUGAGAUAUAAUGAUAUAACUUCAGAAAAUUUAUAUGCUGCGGUUACGGAGGUGACCAGCAACCCCAUGUAUACUAAAAAUAUAAAGCAGUUAUCCCAAAGGUUCAAAGAAGCACCCGAAGGUCCGUUGAAAAGAGCCGUUUAUUGGGUUGAAUAUGUGUUGCGACAUGGAAGCCUGGAGUAUUUAAAUUUGGCUUCCAGAGAUAUGUGGAUAUAUCAAGCUGCAGGUUACGAUGUUAUAUUUGGGCUGCUGUUAGGCAUAUGUCUCAUUUAUGCAUUACUGUCAUUUAUAUUUACAUGUUUUAGAUUUAUCUAUAAUUUAAUAUGCUAAAUUGGAUGUAUAACAUUUUAAUGCUUUAGUAAGAAGUUGUCACCGUAAGGUGGCGUUCAUCAGUAGGUACGUACUGGAAGGGGAGCUAAAAUCGGGUCUACCUUCCCUUCAGUCGGAAAGAUUUGAAAUUUGGUAUGUUAGUUCAGUUUUACGUCCUGAAAAACAUUUUAAGUUUGAGACAUCGUGCUGUUCUGGGAAACGUCGCCAUUCUGUUAAAAUGGCGGUAAAAAUAGCAUUUAGGUUGCUUCCUCCCACAAAGUCCCUAUUACAAAAAUUGUAAAGGACUAAAUUCUCUACAAGUUUUGUCAACUGUAUUAAUCGAAAAAGGUGUGAAAGCAGAGCACGUACCCCCCCUCCUCCUCCUGCUUCCCAUCCGAAAAAAUUCAUACUCAAUUUUUGUGUAUAACUAUGUAACUAACCAAUUUGAAAUUUAAAAGCAUAAAAACAUUGAAAAUUUGUAUUACGUUGAGCCCAUAAUAUUUGACCCUUUCGGUGCCCAUGCUCAUUUUCCAACUAAUUGUGUGUACAGUACAAGCAAUAGAAUCAAUUUAUUGUAUUCCUGGGUUAGGGUUAAUUUAUUUUUACUUAUUUGUUUAACCGGACACCAUACAGAAUAAGAAAAUUCCAAUUCGGAAGAGUUUAACAAAUUAUGUAAAAUUUUGAAAACAAAAAUUGUGGAUGCGAUGAACCAUCGGGUUUCUAUUUAACGCCGUUAUUUUUAAGCCGAAAAUACUAUUUAAGUAAUUAAGCUGGGUACCGUAAGAGAUCAAAUGUGGAUAAUUGUGGGUUGUCCUAAAAAACAUUACUCGGAAGAACUUUUUCUGCACUUUUUCGAUCAUCAUGUCUGAGUAUUUGAGAGCAGAUACAUGCAGCAUACUCAAGCUUGGAUCUAAUAAGCGCAUUAAGGUUAGCAUUGUGUAGAUAUUUGUGAAAUUGAGUGCAUUUCUGAUUAUGAAUCCAAAAAGUUUGUAGCACUCAUUUGUUAGGUAUUCAGUACGUGUAAGUUGAAGUUAAGGUUGGUAUUGAAAAACACAUUUAUCUUAUAAUAAUUAAAAAGUAAAAGAUUUUUCCAUCUAGUAAAUGUUAGGAUCUUACAGUUAUCAAUAUUUUUCAUAAUACAUAUCUGUUAAACUGA
Molecule: messenger RNA, 3715 nt
Organism: Photinus pyralis (common eastern firefly)
Lineage: Eukaryota; Metazoa; Arthropoda; Insecta; Coleoptera; Lampyridae
Product: UDP-glucuronosyltransferase 2B15-like
Exons: 5
Coding region: 1066-2580 (504 amino acids)
Molecular function (GO): UDP-glycosyltransferase activity
Source: RefSeq, a predicted model, not a curated record